CCCGGCACAUGCGCACCGCGGCGGCGCGCGCCCGCGGAGUGGCACUUUUUAAAAGUGCAGCCCCGAGGCCAGCCCGCAGCCGCCAGCACCUCGGUCCGAAGCCUGGUCCCGCCCGUCCCGGCCUCAAGCGCCCCCGUCCCACACCAGUCCGGCCCAGGCCAGUCUAGCGCGCACCAUGCCGGUCAAAGGAGGCACCAAGUGCAUCAAAUAUCUGCUGUUCGGAUUUAACUUCAUCUUCUGGCUUGCCGGGAUCGCGGUCCUUGCCAUCGGACUAUGGCUCCGAUUCGACUCGCAGACCAAGAGCAUCUUCGAGCAAGAGAAUAAUAAUAAUUCCAGCUUCUACACAGGAGUUUACAUUCUGAUUGGAGCCGGCGCCCUCAUGAUGCUGGUGGGUUUCCUGGGCUGCUGUGGGGCUGUGCAGGAGUCCCAGUGCAUGCUGGGAUUGUUCUUUGGCUUCCUUUUGGUGAUAUUUGCCAUUGAAAUAGCUGCGGCCAUCUGGGGAUACUCCCACAAGGAUGAGGUGAUCAAGGAAGUCCAGGAAUUUUACAGGGACACCUACAACAAGCUGAAAAACAAGGACGAGCCCCAGCGGGAGACGCUGAAAGCCAUCCACUACGCGCUGGACUGCUGUGGUUUGGCUGGGGGAGUAGAACAAUUUAUCUCAGACAUCUGCCCCAAAAAGGACAUACUCGACAACCUCACGACGAAGUCCUGCCCUGAGGCCAUCGAAGAGGUCUUCCAAAACAAAUUCCACAUCAUAGGCGCUGUGGGCAUCGGGAUUGCCGUGGUGAUGAUAUUUGGCAUGAUUUUCAGCAUGAUCCUGUGCUGUGCCAUCCGCAGGAACCGAGAGAUGGUCUAGAGUCAGCGCUGCAGCCGUGAGCAGGAAAGUUCACCCCUGAAGACUGUUGGUUAUUUUCUCGGGGUUCUGUGUUUUUUUGUGGAGUUUUUUUGUUGUUGUUUUUCUUUGCCACUAACUUUAGUAUUCAUUCUGCAUUUCUAAACAAAAAAGUUAUUCUUCGUUUGUGUUUUUAAUGCUUUAUUCAAUAUUGACAUUUGUAGUUAAGGGAUUUGGGUUUGCUCUGGUUUAUAUUUUUUUGGUCAUUUGUUUUUGCUUAUUAUGUUAAGCAGAAAUCCUGCAAUGAAAGGUACUAUAUUUGCUAGGCUCUAGGCAAAACAUAUUGUAUAUAAAGAGAUUUUUGUGUGUGUCUUUAAAUAGAUAAAAAAUGUCUAUCAAGUUUAAUCAGGUUGUAACUUAUGUUAAAGACAAUUUGAUACAUAAUAAAAGAUGAUGACAACAUCC
Messenger RNA from Lipotes vexillifer (Yangtze River dolphin), 1300 nucleotides. It is a transcript of the gene CD9, whose product is annotated as CD9 molecule. Lineage: Eukaryota; Metazoa; Chordata; Mammalia; Artiodactyla; Lipotidae. The transcript is spliced from 8 exons. Gene Ontology annotation, cellular component: plasma membrane. The coding region runs from base 176 to 859 and encodes 227 amino acids. The record is from RefSeq and is a predicted model, not a curated record.